Messenger RNA from Acanthamoeba castellanii str. Neff, 213 nucleotides. RefSeq names its product copper chaperone Atox1, putative. The record is from RefSeq and is a predicted model, not a curated record. Gene Ontology annotation, molecular function: metal ion binding; copper chaperone activity. Lineage: Eukaryota; Discosea; Longamoebia; Acanthamoebidae. Bases 1 to 213 code for a protein of 70 amino acids. The transcript has 3 exons. Gene Ontology annotation, biological process: copper ion transport. Gene Ontology annotation, cellular component: cytosol.
AUGUCGUCCACCACCUACGAAUUCCAAGUUGCGAUGACCUGCGAGGGCUGUGCCAAGGCUGUGCGCACGCUCGUCGGCAAGGUUCCCGGCGUGGAGGAGGUGAACAUUGAUGUGGCCAAGAAGCAGGUGCUGGUGAAGGGCACCGCUUCUAGCGAUGCUCUUCUUGCUGCCAUCAAGAAGACGGGCAAGGAGACCACCCUCGUGUCCUCCUAG